GCUUCCUAAAGAGCGGAAACAGAAGUGGAGACAGGCAGAGAUCACGUUUGCUAAUGGAGAAACAGUGCUUCUCUCCCAUCUGAAUGCCAGAAAAGACUUGUUGGGGCUUUAGUAUAAAGUUGAUUUUAUUUUUCCUUCCUUUGAGGACAAGGAGCAGAACUGUUUACAGUAAUGAAUCUGCUGCAGAUUUAUUUUCUUACAAAAAGAGACUGCUUGAAAUCCACACAAGAAGGAAGAUCUUAUGAAACACUAGAAAUGACAGGCAAUCAAACUUGUCUCACUCUCAGUGGCUCUGGAGUCGAGUUGCUUCAAGAAGAGUUCUUCACAGAGCUGUUUCCAGGGAUCUUUCAUUAGGUGCCUGAUUCAAAAGGUGAGAUUGAAGGUGAAAUGUCAACAGAGGUGCCAAACAUUAAACUGAAAAUUGAUCCUCAGGAUCUGCAGAUCCAGACGUUUACCGUGGAGAAACUACUGGAACCAUUGAUAAUUCAGGUUACUACGCUAGUGAGCUGUCCACAAAAUCCUUCUAGCAAGAAAAAGGGACGUUCCAAAAGAGCUCGUGUCUUGCUAGCUUCUGUGGAAGAAGCCACUUGGAAUCUAUUGGACAAGGGAGCAAAAAUUGCCAAGGAAGCAACUAUAUUUAAAGAGGAACUUCAUUCAGCGCUCCAUGAUGUCCGCAAAGAGAGUCAGGCCUUAAAGGUGUCAGCAGAGGAGUUUACCAGUGAUCCCUGCUACCUACCCAAGAGGCAAGCUGUUGUCCAAGCAGCACGGUCUCUGCUUGCAGCUGUCACGAGGCUUCUUGUUCUGGCAGAUAUGGUUGAUGUGGCAUACCUAUUGGAACAUUUAACUGUGUUUCAAAGAGCAUUUGAAUCUCUGAGAAAUGUAUCCAGUAAAUCUGAUCUACAGAAAACCUACCAGAAGUUUCAAAAAGAUCUGGAAAAUCUUGAUUAUUUGGCAUACAAACGACAACAGGAUUUGAAAUCGAGCAGUCAACGGGAUGAAAUUGCUGCAGCACGUGCAAGUCUGAAGGAAAAUUCAUCUCUUCUACAUUCAAUAUGUUCAGCUUGUUUGGAGCAUUCAGAUGUUGCAUCCCUUAAAGCCAGCAAGGACUCACUUUGUAAUGAAAUACAGAAUGCUCUCAGUGUCAUUUCUAAUGCUUCCCAAGGAGUUAGAAAUGAAAUGGGACAACCUACAUCUCAUACAACUACUCUAGGAAGUGCCCUUGAUGAGCUUGAGAAUUUAGUUGUCCUGGAUCCUCUUGUAGUGAAUGAAGAGAAAAUAAGGCCAUCACUAGAGAAACGUUUGGAAGCUAUUAUUAGUGGAGCUGCUUUGCUAGCAGAUUCUUCCUGCACACGUGACUUUCAUCGAGAACGCAUCAUUGCUGAAUGCAAUGCUAUCCGCCAAGCUCUCCAAGACCUGCUUUCUGAAUACAUGAAUAACUGCUUGAACAGGUGGCUCUCAAAUACGGCAAGCUGUCAGACUGACAAGAAAGAAAGAAGUAAUGCCCUGAAUGUUGCAAUAGACAGUAUGUGCAAGAAGACAAGAGACCUUCGCAGACAGCUUCGUAAAGCCAUUAUAGAUCACAUCUCAGACUCCUUCUUAGAUACCACUGUUCCACUUUUAGUUCUCAUUGAAGCUGCUAAAAAUGGAAGAGAAAAAGAAAUAAAGGAAUAUGCUGCUAUAUUUCGAGAACACACCAGCAGGCUUGUGGAGGUUGCUAAUCUUGCUUGUUCAUUGUCAACAAAUGAAGAUGGAAUGAAAAUUGUCCAAAUGGCAGCUAAUCACAUAGAGACUUUGUGCCCGCAGGUUAUUAAUGCUGCUUUAGCUCUUGCUGCCAGACCAAAAAGUCAAGUUGUGAAAAACAACAUGGAGAUGUAUAGGAGUACGUGGGAGAAUCACAUCCAUGUUCUUACCGAAGCUGUGGAUGAUAUAACAAGCAUUGAUGAUUUUCUUGCUGUUUCAGAAAGCCACAUUCUUGAGGAUGUAAACAAGUGUAUCAUUGCAUUGAGAGAGCAAAACGCUGACAACUUAGAUCGUGCAGCGGGCGCGAUCCGAGGGCGUGCUUCAAGAGUAGCUCAUAUUGUUUCGGGUGAGAUGGACAAUUAUGAGCCGGGGGCUUACACUGAGGGAGUGAUGAGGAAUGUUCAGUAUCUGACAAAGACUGUGAUUCCAGAGUUUAUUAGUCAAGUAAAUACUGCGUUGGAGAGCUUAAACAAGAACAAAAUGCAUCUGUUCGAUGAUAAUCAGUUUGUGGACGUUUCUAAGAAGGUCUAUGAUACAAUUCAUAAUAUCAGAUGCUCAGUCAUGGUGAUUCGGACACCUGAGGAGCUAGAAGAAGUAUCUGACCUCGAAGAAGACCAUGAUGCACGUAGUCGUACAAGUAUUCAAACUGAAGGGAAAACGGACAGGGCAAAGAUGACUCAGCUGCCAGAGGCCGAAAAGGAAAAGAUAGCUGAACAAGUGGCUGACUUCAAAAAAGUCAAGAGUAAGCUUGAUGCAGAGAUUGAAAUAUGGGACGAUACCAGCAAUGACAUCAUUGUUUUGGCCAAGAGGAUGUGUGUGAUUAUGAUGGAGAUGACUGACUUCACAAGGGGGAGAGGCCCACUGAAGAACACAUCAGAUGUAAUUAACGCAGCAAAAAUGAUUUCAGAGUCAGGAUCAAGGAUGGAUGUCUUAGCACGCCUGAUUGCCAAUCAGUGUCCAGACCAGUCGUGUAAACAGGACUUGUUGGCUUACCUGGAACAGAUCAAGCUGUACUCCCAUCAGCUCAAAAUCUGCAGUCAAGUUAAAGCAGAAAUCCAGAAUCUGGGUGGAGAGCUCAUCAUGUCUGCUUUGGAUAGUGUCACUUCACUAAUUCAGGCUGCCAAAAAUUUAAUGAACGCUGUGGUGCAGACAGUAAAGAUGUCCUAUAUUGCGUCCACAAAGAUUAUCAAGAUUCAGAGUCCUACUGGCCCGCGACACCCUGUUGUGAUGUGGAGAAUGAAAGCUCCAGAGAAGAAGCCCCUAAUUAAAAGAGAGAAGCCAGAAGAAAUCUGUGCAGCUGUCAGAAAAGGUUCUGCAAAGAAGAGAAUCCAUCCCAUUCAGGUCAUGAGUGAAUUCAGGGGCAGAGAAAUAGUCUGAUAUUCUUUCACUUUUUGCGUUUCCUGUCAGGAAACGCUGUUGGUUUUUGCAUCUUUUCCCCUCCACUUGUUUAGUAAUUACAGACGCUAAUGUUUUGCUUUUCUCUACAUCUGUAUGUUAACGCUUAAGUUACUUCAAAAUGUGGUUGGAUUAACUAGCAGCACACGGUUGGGGAAAAAAAAUCCUCAUUCUCUUGCAGUGACAAACCAUCACCACCAUGUCUUUGUACUGGCAUGUUUUCAGCUGAGCACUCGGCACGAUACAUAUGGGACUGUGGUGUAACAAGGGCAGAUGUAGUUGGCUUUCAUGUAGUUGGAAGGCAGGAUGCAGUGUGCCCGACCGUGCCCAAACUCCUGCCGCGUUCUCCAGGUUUAGGUGUUCCUUCUCCGGGAUCAUUACACAGUGAUGAAAACGUGUGUGCUUGCUGAUGUUCCCCGGGGAUGUAGGCUCUUCACUUUUAUCUAGAUUGAAGGACCUAAAGGUCCCUCCCUCUGCUCCCAACCUCCAGCCUUAGGCACAAACACAAGUGGAAAUGUAAGUCUGAAAGUGUUUGAUGAAACAAAGUGUUGUAACAAUGAGGACGCAAUAAUGUAACAAAAAAGCACUGACUAAGGUAACAGUAGCGACAGCUCUUUCAAAGGCUUCUUAAAACAUUAACGUUAAUCUGUUAAUGUGCCUGUUAAUCUGCAGUCUGUUCAUGUGCCCAGCCUGCUCUGUGAAUCCUAAUAGAUCUGACUGACCGCUGUAUUUGGCAGUUCAGGUAAAUCAGGUAUUAACAAUCAACACCUUUUUUCUAACCACAGUACAAAAGAGGAAACAAAUAUGGAGCAUAUCAUUAUCCUGAGAUGAGCGUGUGAAAUACAAAUAUGCUCUACUUAUCUUGCAUCUGAAGAAUGAUGAAAUUUUUUUGCAAGGUGAAGCGAGUUAAUGACAUUUUGCCUCCGGCACUCAAGUCCCAAAUGCAGAACUCUGCCUUUUAGCAACUUGAUAAACGACUACAGUGUAUUUCAAAACAUGUAACAAAGGUAAGGGCUAUCGGUACGUAAUCACAACCAGACUUCUGUAGAAUACUGAGAAGAAAGAAACCUUUUCUCUGGAUCUGUUUGAAUCCACCUGGAUGCAUUCUUUUUUAAAGCAGUGAACCUGUCCUCGCUCCAUGUCGCUAAGCUUCCACAGAUGCCGCUUGUGACUUAACGCAUCUUUGCCUGCUAUGUUUCGGUAUUUGCUGAAGUCACAGGACUCCAUCAAGUGGCAGAGCUUUAUGAUAGGUAAUUGACUGCCAUUACGGGGAGGCUCCGGAAUAUGGGCUGCUGCUCCACGUCGUUUAAUGUCAUAUUUUGCCCAGCAUUCAACCUGCCUAGACGGAUGCGGGCAGCAAAAAUAAUCACGAGCUGUAUUUUUCCUCGUGUGGCCACACAGUUUUUAUGCUUGGAGCAGUAGAAUUUCCAAGCUGUUGGUGAGGAAGACCUAUGAAAUCUACAGUGAUCAUGCACCAGUGAUCUCACAGAUGACAAUUCCAGCUUCCCCAAAUGACUCCAAAUUUACUGUCGGUUAAAUGAAACAAAACUAAGGAGAAGUUAGGAAAAUUAUUUACACCUGAAAAAAAAUCCCCCUCCCGUAUAUUUGCCUCAAGAUCUUAGUAACAUAUAUAGGUCUUCACUCUCUUACAUCUACAACUAACAGCCAAGCGGAGCAGGCCGAAGCAGUAAAGAGCAGGCCAUACAACCUACUGAGAAGUGGCAGAUUAAGCAGCGCUGAGAGAAGGACGGUCUGUGGUAGAGAGCACAAGAGGGUACAGUAUUGUCACAUCUUAAAGCUAAAACCUCCCAGUGGUAUUUCAGCUUCUGCCCCGCCCCUUUUUGACUACCCUUCCAGCAAGGUUCAGAUCUAAAAGCCGGCAGGUGAGGUCACCAUAAUCUUGGUUUCUGGGGGGGUUUUAUUCUCUUAAUAAAUCUCUGUGGCUCUGGGUUACCCCUUUGAUAUAGGUCACCUUGCUGUAAGCUGUUUGUAAUUAAUGCCUUUCAUUGCAUUGAAG
Messenger RNA from Struthio camelus australis, 5152 nucleotides. It is a transcript of the gene CTNNA3, whose product is annotated as catenin alpha 3. Gene Ontology annotation, molecular function: beta-catenin binding; actin filament binding; cadherin binding. The record is from RefSeq and is a predicted model, not a curated record. Lineage: Eukaryota; Metazoa; Chordata; Aves; Struthioniformes; Struthionidae. Gene Ontology annotation, biological process: cell-cell adhesion; cell migration. Gene Ontology annotation, cellular component: fascia adherens; adherens junction.